Messenger RNA from Didymella exigua CBS 183.55, 1617 nucleotides. RefSeq names its product general substrate transporter. Bases 1 to 1617 code for a protein of 538 amino acids. Gene Ontology annotation, molecular function: carbohydrate:proton symporter activity. Lineage: Eukaryota; Fungi; Ascomycota; Dothideomycetes; Pleosporales; Didymellaceae. The record is from RefSeq and is a predicted model, not a curated record. Gene Ontology annotation, biological process: carbohydrate transport; transmembrane transport. The transcript has 3 exons. Gene Ontology annotation, cellular component: membrane.
AUGGGCAAGAGAUUCUACGGCCUCACGGGCACCAAGCUGAACAUUGCCAUUGCGGUGGUUGCGGGUACCGAUUUCGCGCUUUUCGGUUAUGACCAGGGUGUCAUGGGUGGGCUGCUCACCUUGCCCUCAUUCACGCGCUACUUCCCCGAGAUCAACACCCUGGAGCCGCCCAACGGCGAUGCUAGCCACACGGCGACAAUCCAGGCCAUCACGGUCGGCGCGUACACUCUGGGAUGUUUCUUCGGCGCUGUUGCGACCAUCUGGCUCGGCAACAUGCUCGGACGCAAGAAGACUAUUUUCAUCGGGAGUGUCAUUAUGAUCAUCGGCGCAGCCAUCCAGACAGCAUCGUUCAGUCUCGCCCAGCUCAUUGUUGGACGUUGGAUUACCGGUUUCGGCAACGGCAUGAACACCAGCACGGUUCCCACAUGGCAGUCCGAAACAUCGAAACCGCAUAGAAGAGGACAAAUGGUCAUGAUUGAGGGUUCACUCAUCGUAUUUGGCGUCAUGCUGAGUUACUGGCUCGACCUGGGAUUCUCGUUCCUCGAGCCCAGUUCCAUCGCCUGGCGCUUCCCCAUUGGCUUCCAGAUCAUCCUCGCUAUCUUCAUCCUCAUCUUGAUCCCCGGACUGCCCGAGUCGCCACGCUGGCUCGUCCUCAAGGGACGAGAUGACGAGGCGUGGGAGGUCUUGGCCGCUCUGAGCGACCUGCCAAAGGAGGAUAAGAAGAUUGUCGCAGAGUUGCAGGCGGUCAAGGACGUCGUCUUCGAGAUGUCCAGGGGCGGAUUCCGAGAGUGCUUCAAGACCAACCGCAACAGGAAUUUCCACCGCACAGUGCUUGCAUACGUCAACCAAAUGUUCCAGCAAAUCUCGGGUAUCAAUUUGGUCACGUACUACGCGGCAACUAUCUUCGAAGGCUCGCUCGGUCUUUCGCCGUUCCUGAGUCGUCUUCUAGCUGCUUGCAACGGAACAGAGUACUGGAUCGCCUCUUGGAUCGCCAUCUUCACGAUUGAGAGGUUCGGGCGCCGCAAGCUGAUGAUAUUCGGUGCGGUUGGCAUGAGCGCGACCAUGGCCAUCCUCGCAGGAGCCACCAGCAACGUCGAGAACAAGGCCUGCGCUCUUGUCGCAACCGUCAUGCUGUUCGUCUUCAACUCCUUCUUCGCCGUCGGAUGGCUGGGCAUGACCUGGCUCUACCCCGCCGAGAUCACGCCCCUCUCGAUCCGUGCUCCGGCAAACGCCAUCGCAACCACUGCGAACUGGGCUUUCAACUUCAUGGUCGUCAUGGUCACACCCGUCGCGUUUGCAAACAUCGCGUGGAAGACGUACAUUAUUUUCGCCGUCAUCAACGCCGCCAUGGCGCCGAGCGUGUACUUUUUCUUCCCCGAGACCGCCGGCCGCUCGCUGGAGGAGAUGGACGAGAUCUUCCACAACACCACCAACCCCUUCAACUGCGUCAAGAUUGCGAGAGAACUGCCUCACCGCUUCGACAAGCGCGGCAACUUGCUCAUCGACUACAACGACACCGAGGAGGCAAGGGACGUCGAGAGGAGGAGAAGCUCGGUCACUGGCGCGUCGCCGGGUCUCUUUGACAAGGACAACAGAGAGCACAACGAGAAAGCCUAA